Acanthopagrus latus (yellowfin seabream) is the source of this 2047-nucleotide messenger RNA. It is a transcript of the gene mydgf, whose product is annotated as myeloid-derived growth factor. The coding region runs from base 72 to 581 and encodes 169 amino acids. Gene Ontology annotation, biological process: positive regulation of angiogenesis; positive regulation of endothelial cell proliferation. The transcript is spliced from 6 exons. Lineage: Eukaryota; Metazoa; Chordata; Actinopteri; Spariformes; Sparidae. The record is from RefSeq and is a predicted model, not a curated record.
UCGACGGGGUACCUGGUAACCAAGGGAGUGCAACUUACAGCGACACACCACUUCAAUCUAAGCAGGAGGAGAUGGCGACCCAAAAUAACUUGUGCGCUUUUCAUGUGGCUUUUCUGCUUGUUUUUACGUUGACUGCCGCGUUUAUCCCGGCUGGCGCUUCUUCUCCAUCGACGAAGACUGUGGAGUUCAACGUUAAACCGGGAGGAGUCGUGCACACUUUCAGUGACGGGGUUGGGGAGUAUGAAUGCUCAUUCACUUAUGCUUCACAAGGGGGAACCAAUGAGCAAUGGCUGAUGAGUGUGGGCUUGAGUGACGACAACACACUGUUUUCCUGCUCUGUGUGGAGGCCUCAGGGGAAAUCCUACCUGUUUUUCACUCAGUUCAAAGCUGAACUGAAGGGAACCAAAAUUGAAUAUGCCAGCGCGUUUUCGCAGACGGCAGCGGGAGGACAGGGUGACGUGCCUUUGAAGCCAGAGGAAUUUACCAUAGGCGAAUCAACAGUGACCCACACGGAGGGAAAGUUCAGCGCUCAACUCUCCAAACUCACAGCCGUUGGACGGACACAACACGAUGAGCUGUAAUUGGUCAGAAGUCUGACGUGGCCUUGUUGAGCCCUGAGUCGGGCCUCCGUGUUUCAGCUCAGUCGUCAAUAAAUGAAGGACGGAUUAGUUUUCCUGAACGACAACCAAAAAUUGAAGCGAGAUGAUACUGAUGUCACCUUUGUGGCACUUUGUACAAUUUGGGGAUUUAUCAACAAGGAAAUGGUUGAGUAUUCAUGUUUUUUAUUGCAUAUUGUUGUUGUUAAAAUCUUGCCAUGAGAGAAAGUGCUUCCAUAGUUGUUUCCUAGUUUUCUGAGGCUAUAAGACUUGCAGAGAGCAAAUCUGCUCUGAUCCACUGGGGAUGUUAUGUGAAUGUAUAGAGGAUUGGUGUCUGGGGGCUUGUUGAGUAUAGAUAACAUAUUUAGAGUAGGGAGGGAUUUAUCCAUCUGCUGUAAUCCUGAGAGGAAAGGCAGUAAUCCUCAAUAACGUCAUCGCACACACAGAAACAAUUUCAUUUUCCUCAAUCUCCCUCUGUUCUAGAUAUCUGUAAGAACAUUUUAUCCCUUAAAUCGGCAAUUAGUACCAUUUGUGAUAACUUUCUUUUGGUUUUGGCCAGAAGGGAUACUUGUAAUUGAGCAGAUAGCAGCUUCGUGACAUGAUAUAAAGACCUGGAUGCACUGAAGAUCACACUUUUUGCAUUUUUGGAUGCAGAUUCAUUGUAAAAACCCUACACUGAGAAAAUAUGACUCUGUAAUAAGCAUAAAUCAUUAUAAUUUAUUUUAAAUUACCCUAAUCUUGCUCAUUUUAAUUAGACACCUGCAGCGGCUGAUGCAAUAGAAGAUAAAACCGUUAUCUUUUUUUCUUGUUUCAAUGACUUCACCCAAAAAUCCUGAAAUAUAAGGUGUGCACAGACAUGUGAAGGACGGUGUAUAUGGCGAAGAGAUGCCAUCCCACAUUCCCAAGCCCUUCUCAAUCCCUUUGCUUUCAUCUGUCAGUGCCAUAUGUGUGGAUCAACGAGGAUAUUGUGCAAGUUUCAGAAGUACGUCAUUAUUAGACCAGGCCCUGCCCCCCCUUCCUCUCCCCUAUGUAGCGAGCAAGAUCGCCUUUAUCUUCCUUACAAUCAAUCCAACACUUCUCAGAUCCACACAGGAGUCCAAAAAGAUGAGUUCUGGCGGGGGGGGGAUUGAUUUCAGAUUUGAGCUUUUUGUCCAUUUGAUUCCGAGGUUGCAUUACUUACUGAGAGCCAUUACCUUGUUCGGUCUGGGGUUCGGAUCCUCUGGAGUCGAGGAAAGUGCUCAGUCUGCGCGUCACCAUCGAGGGUCCCUCUGGGGGUCACACCAGGAAGAAAUAACCACGUCCAGAUCAGAUGCUGACGAGAAAAACACACAAGAUGUCACUUCUUUUGUACAAGUUUCCUUUUUUUUUUCCUACUGCUCAAUUGUUCCGAUUCAUGAUGAAAAUGUGACAGAUGUUUCAAUAAAGACGUGUUGUCACUGUUCUGGAGACAA